This is a messenger RNA of Lucilia cuprina (Australian sheep blowfly), 2426 nucleotides long. RefSeq names its product neprilysin-4. Gene Ontology annotation, biological process: protein processing. Gene Ontology annotation, cellular component: plasma membrane. Gene Ontology annotation, molecular function: metalloendopeptidase activity. Lineage: Eukaryota; Metazoa; Arthropoda; Insecta; Diptera; Calliphoridae. The coding region runs from base 221 to 2338 and encodes 705 amino acids. The record is from RefSeq and is a predicted model, not a curated record. The transcript has a single exon.
AAACAGAGAUUAGUUUUAAGCAACAAGUACUUGGAUGAAGAAGAUUAAAUUUGUGCAAAAAAAUAAGUAAAAAUAAUAUAUAAAAAUUUUUAAAAUAUACAAAAAGAACAAACAAACACAAAAAACACAUGCAUAACGAAGACAAUAGCAGAUUAUAUCAAAAAAAUUUAUAACAAGAAAAAAAAAUAAAAAAUCAAACAAAUAAAAACUAAACUUCAACAUGUUAAAGUUCAGCAUUGUCUUUGGCUUGCUGGCGUCUAUAAUCUGGCGUACAACACCGACAAAUUGUCGCCAGACCCACAAUCAAACACAGAACAUCAAUCAAUUGGCUGCCUUAAAUAUUGAACGUUACAUGGAUGCAACGGCACGACCUUGUGAGAAUUUCUAUCAAUAUGCUUGCGGCAAUUGGUAUCAGCAGCAUAUUGAUGAAAUGGAUUAUGGUGAUGUCUUGGGUUUAAUGGAUUAUGAAUUGAAUCGUAAAUUGGAGCAUUUAUUACGAAAACCAUUGGCAGAGCAGUUGACAGGCAGUGCGCGUAAUAGAUCAGAUGAAAAUUUAACGUUGCAUAGUAUUAGUACCACUGAAUCGACGGAUGAAGAUGCUUGGAGUGUGGGACAAUCGUCGAGUGUGUACGAUAAAGUUAGAACCUAUUAUAAGUCGUGCAAGAAAGUUAAACCGUAUAAUUUGAAAAAAUAUUUGCAACUAGUGCCGCCUGGUAAGAAGGUUCAUUGGAAUGUAUUGGCUAAGCAGGGCGGUCGUAAAUGGAAUUCGGAGAACUUUGAUUGGUUAGAGACCGUGGCCCGUUUACGUUUGUAUGGCUUAAAUGGUGUCUUACUUAAGGAACAGGUUCUACCGCGAUGGGAUGAGUCAUCUUCAAUGAGCAUUUAUCUUGAUAAACCCGAUCUAGCUGAAAUUCUGGCCAUGGGAGAGGGUGUUAUUAUUGAGUUACUUAUGGAUAUAGGACAGACUAAACGUGUAGCGAAUGAAAUAGCUCGUAAGGUCAAUCGUUUUGAAUUCCAAUUGCACAAACUACAGGAACUCGAAGAUGAAGAGGGUCCCAAAGAAAUGCAAUUAAGUUAUUUGCAAGAAUAUUUGCCACAAAUCGAUUGGUUGUCUUAUCUCAAGGAACUAAAGGGACCCGAUACGGAUUUAUCCACCACGGUUAUAAUACAAAACAUACCCUAUAUGAGAUCCUUAGUUAAACUUUUAAAUACCGUAGACUCCUCAACUAUCUGCAAUUAUAUAAUGCUGAAAUUUCUUAUCUAUCUAAAAGCUCAAGGACCCAAUGAAAUCACGCGCCAGGAGUGCAUAGCCAGUUUGAGAAGAGCUAUGCCUUUGGCUUUAAGCUAUAUGGUGGGUGAGCAUUACUAUAAGGAUGCGGAGAAAAAUGAUCAGCAGUUGGAUGAAAUAUUUAAAAAUCUUAAACAAACUUUCCAUGAUAUUAUUGUAGAGAAUCGUUUACAAUUGCCGGAAACUAUAGUGCAGACGCAAUUGCAGAAAAUCGAUUGCAUGGAACUGAGAGUAGGAUUUGCUCCCAGGAAUGCCUCACCCGAAUACUUUGAUAUGUACUAUGAGCGUGUGGCUCUAGAUCCCAAUAAUUUCUAUGCGAAUCAAUUAAGCCUUCUCCGGUUGAGUGUGGAGCAUAGUCAUGAAACCUUAGAUCCUCUCCUGAAACCCGAUCUUUUAAUAGACGAAGCUGUUAUAUCGGCAGAAUGGCUGGGCAGCUCUUCAUCUCCUCUCUAUAUCAAGCCUCGCAAUGUUGUUAUUAUACCUUAUGGUUUCCUGCAAAUGCCCAUCUAUCAUCGCAACUUGCGUGAUAUCUUUAAAUAUUCGGUGUUAGGUUUCUCUUUGGCUCAUGAAAUGUUGCAUGGUUUCGAUUCAUCGGGUAUUGACUAUGACAGUACUGGUAAUAUCAUGGGUCCCAGCGAAGAGAUUUCAGCCAAUCAACGUUUUAUUCAAGGUCUGCGCUGCAUGCAAAAUGAAUUGGCAACCGGUUCUCGUAGCCUUAAUGAGAAAUUAGCUGAUUAUGAGGGAAUACGUUUGGCCUAUAAUGCCUACUUUAACCUUAACUCUUCCAAUGAUAUGCAUCAACAUUUUCCCAAAGCUUUACGCUCCCGCUUUCUUUUGCAGUUUACUCCUCAGCAGCUAUUUUUCUUGAAUUUCGCUCAAUUUUUCUGCGGUAAAGUACAUCCGAAAUUGACACAUUCCGCUUAUUUGGAUCAUGCCUUGGACGAGUUGAGAGUUUUGCAGACAUUGGCAAAUUUUGAAGAAUUCGGUAGGGUGUUCAAUUGUGAGAAAAAAGAUAAAAUGCAGUCGAGACAUCGUUGUCGUUUGUGGUAAGAUUGUGUGGGUGUCAUAAAUGAUUGUAAAGUGAUGUGUAAAAUACGAGUAAUAAAUUUAAAAUUUAGAAUGCUAAAAUGCAUAAAAA